This is a messenger RNA of Eruca vesicaria subsp. sativa (arugula), 1150 nucleotides long. The record is from the annotation of a GenBank genome assembly. NCBI's taxonomy places the organism in Eukaryota, Viridiplantae, Streptophyta, Magnoliopsida, Brassicales, Brassicaceae.
AACCAACACAGUUCUCUCUCUUUCUCUGUCUCUCUCUUCCAUGGACUUGCUACUGAAGCAAUGGAGAAGUCAGAAGCAGAAUGAGUCAGAAGAACAAAGCUCUGCGACUAAGAUAUCAAACUUUUUUUCAGAUCAGACUCAAUCUCAAACUGCAAGUUCUGCUGCUGCUCUACCUCUCUUUGUCCUUAAACCCACCUCAUCUUCAUCCAUUGCAUGUUUCUCUCCUAACACUUCCUCUUCAAGGUUUCUCAAGAUGGGAAACUUCUAUAGCUUGGCACAGUGGCAAGAACUUGAGCUACAAGCACUGAUCUACAGAUACAUGUUGGCUGGUGCUUCUGUUCCGCCAGAGCUCCUCUUACCCAUCAAGAAAAGUCUAUUCCAUCAAUCUCCUUUAAACUUCCUUCACCAUCCUCAGCAACAGAACUUCCCUCAUCACCAACCUUGGUAUUGGGGAAGAGGAGCGAUGGAUCUUGAGCCAGGGAGGUGCAAGAGAACAGACGGGAAGAAAUGGAGAUGUUCGAGAGAUGUUGUAGACGGUCACAAGUAUUGCGACCGCCACAUCCACCGUGGCCGAAACCGUUCAAGAAAGCCUGUGGAACUCGUCAAAACUGCCACCACAACGGCCGCAUCUUCCUUUGUCUUAGGCGAGGAUCUUGAUCAUGAACCAAACACUCUCUUCUUCUCCUCUGACUCUUCACGCUCUUCAACUCAAAAUCUCCACCUUACUAGUCAUCAAAGUUGUUCUUCGGAGAUGAAACAAGAAAACAACAACAACAACAACAAAAGGCCAUAUGAAGCUCACAUUAGGUUCAGCAAUGGAAGAUCAGACGAUGGUCACACCCUGAGGCAUUUCUUUGAUGAUUGGCCACGAUCAUCUGACUCUACCUCAAGUCCAAUGAGCUCGAAUUGUCAUAUUUCCAUCUCCAUUCCCGGUAACACUUCAUCAGACGUCUCUCUAAAACUUUCAACAAGCAAUGAAGUAGAAGAAGCCAACAACAAUGAGAGGGAGCUGCAACAAAGCAUGAACUAUUGGAACAGUGGAGGGAAUCACCACAAUAUGGGUGGACCAUUGGCUGAAGCCUUGAGGUCAGCCUCUUCAACGUCAAGUGUUCUUCAUCAGAUGGGAAUCUCAACUCAAAUCUUUCGUUGA